This is a messenger RNA of Dunckerocampus dactyliophorus (ringed pipefish), 1572 nucleotides long. RefSeq names its product ssu-2 homolog, tandem duplicate 1 (gene ssuh2.1). The coding region runs from base 52 to 1155 and encodes 367 amino acids. The transcript has 12 exons. The record is from RefSeq and is a predicted model, not a curated record. Lineage: Eukaryota; Metazoa; Chordata; Actinopteri; Syngnathiformes; Syngnathidae.
GUAGUGGGUGAGUGACGUCAUCCGGUCUCUUCAGCGAGACUCGGGUGGGACAUGGACCAACAACACGAGGAUCAGGACGUCUUUGACGCCAACAUACCGGAGGAGGGUCCGUCGGCGCCCCCCCCAGGCUGGUUGGAGGACAUCGCGGGAUAUCAGGGACACAAAGGAGAUGCCGAUGACCCCGUGUACCCCCCCCCUCCGGCCUACACCCCUCAGCCCCAGGAGGACAGGAGCACAGCGGUACCCGACAUCAGGGUUCCUUCGGUCUCGGAGGACGUGGCCCGAGAUGCCCUGCUCAAAUUUGUCCAGUCCAAAUGGACCUACAGCUCCAAGCCGGCCCGCAACCUGACCUUCAAAGAACUCCGACCCGUCACCGUCUACCGGUACCGACUGGAGACCUACACCGAGACCAGAACCAGCGCUUGGCACUUUGAACCCUACAAGGGACAGCCAGUAGACGGGCCUCAGUUUGGAAUGAGUCCACCUCCGUGGGACGUUCCCGUCACCGUACCGCCGAGAUUCACCGACACGGUGGCGAAAACUCGAGUCCCGCACUCAUCCUUCAUCAAGCUGUGUCACAAGUGCAGCGGCUGUGGAAGGACUCGGUGCGUGUCCUGUCGCGGCAGAGGCAUGAAGCGGUGCACGUUCUGCCACGGUAACGCGCGCGCGCACAACAAGCACUGCACUUCCUGUCACGGCCGAGGCCGCAAAAGGUGCAUUUCCUGUCACGGGCACGGCUCCAGGACGUGCGGCGUGUGUCAUGGCUGCCAGAACCUUCUUCAUUUCAUCCAACUAACAGUGACAUGGAAGAACAACGUUGCUGAUUUCAUUCCUGAUCGCCAGCCUGACUUCCCUGACAAGAAGUUUGAGAAGGUGACAGGUGACGCCUUCUUUGUGGACGAGAGUUUGCUGGUUUAUCCCAUCCAAGGCUUUCCCGACCAGGAGAUCUGUGACAUUUCCCGCCAGCUGAUAAACGAGCACCUGAGUCGCCUCAGCGCCACCAGUCGCAUCCUGCAGCAGCGCCAGACAGUGGAGCUGGUGCCGCUAACGCACGCCUUCUGCUCGUAUGGUGGCAAGGACUUCAGCUUCUUUGUGUACGGCGUGGAGAACAAAGUGUUCACCUCCAAGUAUCCGUCAGCCUGCGCCAUUUUGUAGGAUGACUGCGAGGGAGAACACUCUUAGUUGAUGACUGAUCAGUGAGGUUCUCGUGGCAACAGUCUGACCCGGAAUCUGACAAAUGAGCUUGUGUGCACACGUACAGCACGUGUCCAGGUGGUGCAGAAAUUCCCAACGUUGGAAAAGUUGAGUAAAGUUGAGUAAAAAUUUGUGAACUGCAGCGUUAAUGACAAACGCCUCCAGCAGGGGGCGCCCCGAACCUCUACAAAAGUAUUUUUUGAUAAGUACUGGGAUGUGAGAAUGUAAUCUUGUGUCAGAGUAACUGAUUAGAAAAUCUAAUACAGCCACGUGUCACGUCAUCACAUAACUAUGCGUCACAGCUACACGAAGAUAUAAAUGUACUGUAUAUGUAAGCUUCAUGAAAUGUAUAUUUAUAUACCUAUACGCACAUUAUUU